This is a messenger RNA of Ornithodoros turicata, 1761 nucleotides long. RefSeq lists its product as uncharacterized. Bases 141 to 1538 code for a protein of 465 amino acids. The transcript is spliced from 3 exons. Gene Ontology annotation, molecular function: transposase activity; DNA binding. Gene Ontology annotation, biological process: DNA transposition. Lineage: Eukaryota; Metazoa; Arthropoda; Arachnida; Ixodida; Argasidae. The record is from RefSeq and is a predicted model, not a curated record.
UCCUGGGUGUACUGACCCCUGUGUGGAAGUCAACUAGGAGCUCUGCACAGAACUCCGUAUCUGGGUCAUGUCGAAACAUGUGCAUGUAGGUUCAAAGUUGAAACACUCAUUGCUGCUGUAGACGUGUCGACUGGAGGACCAUGGCGGACUUUGUGAUUCUAAAGACCCAGAAGGAGAACCCGUGCUUACAUUUGAAAGGUUAUAGGUAUCAUAAGAAACGGACGAACCAAAACGGAAGCACAGCGUGGCGGUGCGCAUCGUACCUGACUAGUAAUUGCAAAGCUAGCGUCAUCACCGAAGGCGAGCAAGUGCGACGACGUCUCCACGAGCACAAUCAUCCCGCGGACAGUGCGGCAGCGCUUAAAGAUGAGUUCCGAGGAGUACUGAAGGACAAAGCGAGGCAAAGCCCCCAUGUUGCAGCCCCAGAACUGUACAAUGCCGAGCUUCUCAGGAUAUCGCAAACUGCAGACCGCGACGCAUUAGGGGAGCUUCCUACGUUUAAUAGCCUGAAAGACACUAUAUACCGAGAAAAGAACAAGCUUCAACCACCACUGCCGAGUUCGGCUGCUGACGUUGACCUGCCUGACCACUACAGAGUAACGGAGGACGGCCAGCCCUUUCUUGUGAUAGAUCAGUCGGUCGACCAACGGAUUCUGGGGUUUGCAUCCCCCACGGGCCUGAAGCUAAUUGCUCAGGCGCAUGAGAUUUUUUUAGACGGAACAUUCUUCGUUGUUCCCCGAGUGUUCGACCAACUUCUGACUGUCCACCUGUCCGUUGGCGGCAGGUUUCUUCCCUGUGCCUAUAUCCUUUUGCCCGGGAGGUCGACGGCGAUCUACUCGUGCGCACUUUCUCUUCUGAAAGACGCUUGCAUAUCAGCAGGAUACGCUAGUCCUACUCCAACGCUAUUCUUCACCGACUUUGAACAGGGACUUAUCCAAGCAUUGAGAACAGUGUUCCCAAGCGCCGUGCAUCGUGGAUGUCACUUCCACUUUACCCAAAGAGUGUGGGCCGCAGUGCAGCGACUUUCGUUGCAAACCACGUACCACGAGGUGCCCGCAGUCAAGUCGCUGGUCCGGAAAAUGGUGUCCCUCGCUUUCCUCCCACCCCCUAUGGUGCCGCGUGCGUGGGCAGUGCUUCGGCAAGAUGGACAGGAAGCUGGAGAGCCCAACGUCGAUCGACUAAUCGACUACUUCGAAAGCACGUGGAUGGAGGGAAACUUCGAAGUUCAUCAGUGGAAUCACAACGGCAACCGUGGUCCGAGGACAAACAACCACCUUGAAGCGUGGCAUCGAAAAAUUAAUGCACGGGUCAACAAAGCGCACCCAAAUAUAUAUUCGUUCGUCGAUCUUAUCAAGAAGGACGAAGCGCUGAACAGCAUCCACCUGCUGCAACUAUCUCACGGAGGCAGCCUUCGUGCCCGGGAUCGAAAAUGGGUGCAUAAAGACAGAAAGCUGGAGCAACUCGAAUCGGACCUCAACAACGAGAGGCUGACGAUGCUCCAGUUUUUAAACGAAGCGAAGCAAUUCUGUGGUCUGUAGCCCUUCUCAGAAAAUUUUGUAUGCGUCGUACAGCGGUUACAAUAAAAACAAAAUGAGCAGAAAAAUAAAUAAAUAACAAAAGCUAUGUUCCAUUGCCUAUUUAAAAACCCGCACGCAGAAAGCGCAAACUACCACCGUUGGGUUGAAAUAAGCAGGGUAGUUAUACGAAAGGGUUAUUUUGAGAAAAACCGGUAUGGUUAGUUUUGAGAAGAGCGUGCCGCGA